ACUUUUUUGGGUCUGUAAAGAGAAAUUCCUCAGUCAUCCAGGGGGCAGGAGAGGAAGCACAGCCUGAGGGAACUGAUCCUAAGAGUGCCCCCCAGGCAGAAGGACAAUGGGGCAGCUUCAGGUGCCAGCACUAAUACUAGUUCUCCUUUUGGGAGUUGGCCGGUCUCAAGAACCAGAUUUCAGCCAUGGCUGUGGUGAAGGCAGCUGCUAUCCAGCCACCGGUGACUUGUUGAUCGGACGUGCAGAGCAACUGACUGCAUCCUCCACAUGUGGGAUCCAGAAACCGGAAUCUUUCUGUAUUGUCAGCCAUCUCCAGGAUGAAAAGAAAUGCUUCAUAUGUGAUUCAAGGACGCCUUAUGAUGCUGAAACCAAUACAGAGAGCCAUCGCACAGAAAAUGUAGUCACUUCAUUCGACCCAAAUCGCUUUGAUCUUUGGUGGCAGUCAGAAAAUGGUCUGGAAAAUGUCACCAUCCAGCUGGAUCUUGAAGCAGAAUUCCAUUUCACUCAUCUCAUCAUGACCUUUAAGACUUUCCGCCCAGGUGCAAUGUUAAUUGAAAGGUCAUCAGAUUUUGGGAAAACAUGGAAAGUUUAUCGAUAUUUUGCAUAUGAUUGCGAGUCUUCUUUCCCUGGAAUCUCAGUUGGCCCAAUGAAAAAAGUUGAUGAUAUCAUCUGCGACUCCCGAUACUCUGACAUUGAACCUUCUACCGAAGGAGAGGUUAUAUUCCGUGUCUUAGACCCAGCUUUCCGCAUUGAUGAUCCAUAUAGUCCUAGAAUAAAAGACAUGCUGAGAAUUACAAACUUGAGAAUAAAGUUCUUGAAGCUCCACACUUUGGGUGACAACCUGUUAGAUUCAAGAGUGGAAAUUAAAGAAAAAUAUUACUAUGCGAUUUAUGAUAUGGUUGUUCGCGGGAAUUGCUUCUGCUAUGGUCAUGCCAGCGAAUGUGCCCCAGUUAAAGGCUACUCUGACAAUGUUGAAGGAAUGGUCCAUGGGCGCUGUGUCUGCAGACAUCACACAAAAGGCUUAAACUGUGAGCAGUGCAUGGACUUUUACCACGAUUUGCCUUGGAGACCAGCGGAAGGUCGCAGCAGCAAUGCUUGUAAAAGAUGUAAUUGUAAUGAACACUCCACAUAUUGUCAUUUUGACAUGGCUGUAUACAUCUCAACUGGAAAUACCAGCGGUGGAGUAUGUGAUGACUGUCAGGAUAACACAAUGGGACGGAAUUGCGAGCAGUGUAAGCCAUUCUUCUAUCAGCACCCGGACAAAGACAUCCGGGAUCCAAAUAUAUGUCAGCCUUGUAAUUGUGACCCAGCCGGUUCUCAAAACGGGGGCAUAUGUGACCGCUAUACUGACUUCUCAGUUGGCCUUAUUGCUGGACAGUGCCGUUGUAAAGCAAAUGUUGAAGGGGAACGGUGUGACCGCUGCAAAGAAGGGCACUACGAGCUAAGCGCAGAAGAUCCAGAUGGAUGUCAACCCUGUGGAUGCAAUCCUCUAGGAACUAUACCUGGUGGUAAUUCCUGUGACUCUCAAGAUGGCAACUGUUAUUGCAAGCGUUUUGUGACUGGAAAGAAGUGUGACCAGUGCAUGCCGGAAUUCUGGGGUUUGAGCAAUGAUUUGGAUGGCUGUCGGCCGUGUGACUGUGACCGUGGUGGAUCAUUUGACAAUAAAUGUUCCUCCGAAUCUGGCCAGUGUCGCUGCAGACCACACAUGAUUGACCGCCAGUGCAAUGAAGUGCAAUCUGGCUUCUACUUCAUCUCCUUAGACCAUUACAUCUAUGAAGCUGAGGAUGCAGAUUUUGGACCUGGUGUAAGAACUGUUGAGAGGCUGUUACCUCAAGAUCGCACUCCAUCCUGGACAGGGCCGGGUUUUGCUAAAGUUCCAGAAGGUGCAUACUUGGAAUUUCAUAUCAACAAUAUCCCAACCUCUAUGGAAUAUGACCUUUUAGUUCGCUAUGAACCACAGCUUCCAGAACAAUGGGAAGAGGCAGUGAUUACAGUUAUACGUCCAGGAAAAAUUCCCACAAGCAGCAGAUGUGGUAACACUGUACCCAGUGAUGACAACCAGAAUGUGGCAUUACCACCAGGAUCUCGGUAUAUUGUCCUCCCUCGUCCCAUAUGCUUUGAAAAGGGCCUGAAUUACACAAUACGACUGGAGCUGCCUCGGUAUUCGGUGAACUCUAAUGUGGAGAAUCCUUAUACACUCAUUGAUUCUAUUGUUUUGCUGCCUCAUGUCAAGUCCCUUGACUUAUUCGGCAUGGGAGGCAUAGGAGAGGAUCCAAGCAAUGUCUGGCAGACGUUCGACAGAUACAGAUGUUCAGAAAAUAGCCAGAGUGUUGUGAAAACUCCACUGACUGAGGUCUGCAAAGACUUCCUCUUAAGUAUUUCUGCAGUCCUACAUGACGGUGGCCUCGAAUGCCAAUGUGACCCACAAGGCUCCCUGAGUUCUGUAUGUGAUCCCAACGGAGGUCAAUGCCAUUGUCGCCCAAAUGUUGUUGGCAGGAAAUGUGAUAAAUGUGCCCCAGGGACUUAUGGAUUUGGACCUAAUGGAUGUAAACCUUGUGAGUGUAACCUGAAAGGAUCCACUCAUGCCUUUUGCCACACGGAGACUGGGCAGUGCCCAUGCUUUCAUGGAGCCUUUGGACGUCAGUGUGAAGAAUGUUUGCCUGGUUACUGGGGAUUUCCUAACUGUCAGCAGUGCCAAUGUAAUGGGCAUGCUGAUGAAUGCAACCGACUCACUGGAGAGUGCACUAGCUGUAGAGAUCAUACUGAAGGUUACAGCUGUGAAAGGUGUCUAGCUGGAUACUAUGGUGAUCCUAGAUUAGGCUCAGGUGAUCACUGCAGGCCGUGCCCAUGCCCUGAUGGACCUGGUAGUGGUCGGCAAUUUGCCAGUGGAUGUUACAAAGAUCCGUCAACUGAACAAGUCGUGUGUUCAUGCAAGAAAGGCUAUACAGGUGUUCGAUGUGAUGAGUGUGCCUCUGGGUAUUUUGGAAAUCCAGAAGAGAUUGGAGGAACAUGUCAGCCAUGUAUUUGCAACAAUAAUAUAGACAUGUUGGAUCCACUUGCUUGUGACAAACGCACCGGAGUAUGUCUGAAAUGUCUCCAUCACACAGAGGGCGAGAACUGUCAUCAGUGUCAGCUGGGGUACUAUGGAAAUGCUCUCCAGCAAGACUGUAAAAAGUGUGUGUGUAAUUACCUGGGCACUGAUCAGGAUUACUGCCAGGGAGAUGUCAGCUGCCAUUGUAAUAUUACCACAGGCCAGUGUCCGUGUUUGAGCAAUGUGAUUGGACAAAGCUGUGACCACUGUGCACCAAAUACCUGGAAUCUGGCUAGUGGAAAUGGGUGCGAGUCAUGUAAUUGUGAUCCUGGCCGUUCUCUGGGUCCAUCUUGCAAUCAGUUUACUGGGCAGUGCCAUUGUAUGCCUGGUUUUGGUGGCAGAAACUGCAGUGAAUGCCAGGAACUUUUCUGGGGAAAUCCAGAUGUUGAGUGUCAAGCUUGUGACUGUGACUCAAGAGGGAUUCAGACCCAUCAAUGUGACCGAUCCACUGGACACUGCAUUUGUAAUGAAGGAAUAGAAGGAGUGCGUUGUGAUAAAUGUGCACGUGGUUACUCUGGCAUUUUCCCAAAUUGUAUUCCCUGUCAUAAGUGCUUUGCCCUCUGGGAUGUCAUCAUCAAAGAGCUCUCCAACAGGACAAACAAACUUUUAGACCGUGCCAAUGCUAUGAAAGUCACUGGAGUUAUUGGACCGUACCAAAAAACCAUGAACAGAGUUCAGGAAAAACUGGAAGAAAUUCAAACCAUUAUCUCCCAAAACCCUGCCACACAGCCACUUAAAAACAUUGACAAUCUUUUUGAAGAGGCAGAGAAACUGAAGUCUGAAGUGUCAGAAAAAGUUAGAGAAGUAGAACAGAAGCUUGCACAGAUCAGCCUCAAUGGUUCAGAAAAAGUGGCUGUCCUGCAGGCAGAUGCUGAUGCUGUCAGUAAAGCACUAAAAGAGCUCGGAGAACAACUGGAGUACAUGAAGAUUUCUAAUGUUCGUGGAGCUAUGGACAGCAUCAAUAAAUAUUUCCAGAUGUCUCUAGAGGCAGAAGAAAAGGUUAAUGCCUCAGCAGUCAACCUUGAUAGCAUUCUUGAGCACUCAGCCACUACACGGAGGGAAGUGGAAGAUCUUAUGGAUGAAAAGGAAACCGUUUUUAAGCAAAUACAGGAUGAGCAGUCACGGAUUUUAGAUGAACUUGCUGGUGAGAUCCAGAAUUUGGACCUUUCUUCUGUGUCUGAAAAGACCUGUGGAACCCCAAUUGGUGCAUCAUGUGAGUCCCAAUGCGGAGGGCUUGGUUGCACUACAGAAGAUGGCAAGAGAAAAUGUGGAGGAGAAGGCUGUGAUGGGUUGGUGACUGUGGCUCAUAAUGCAUGGAAAACAGCUAUGAAUUUUGAUAGAGAGAUUCUGAGUGCUAUGGCAGAAGUGGAGGAACUCUCUAAACUGGUUGCUGAGUCGAGGCUGAAGGCAGAAGAAGCCAAACAAAAUGCUCAAGGAGUUCUCAACAAAGCAAAUGCAACAAAGGAGAGAGUUGACAAAAGCAAUGAAGAUCUAAGGAAUCUAAUUAAACAAAUAAAAGACUUUUUAACACAGGAUGGAGCUGACUUAGAUAGCAUUGAAGCUGUUGCCAAUGAAGUUCUGAAAAUGGAAAUGCCAACCACUCCUGAGCAGUUACAGGCUUUAACUGAGGAUAUACGUGAACGCGUGGAAAGUCUUUCUGGGGUGGAAACAAUCCUUCAACAAAGUGCUGAAGAUAUAGCCAGAGCAGAGUCUCUUUUAGAAGAAGCCAAACAGUCCAGCAAAUCUGCAUCCGAUAUUAAGGCUACAGCUGACAUGGUGAAAGAAGCCCUGGAGGAAGCAGGCAAAGCCCAAAGUGCAGCUGAAGAAGCCAUUAAACAGGCCGAUGAUGACAUAAAAGGAACAAACAACCUACUCACUUCUAUUGAAUCAGAAGCUGCAGUAUCAGAAGAAACCUUAAAUAAUGCUACCCAACGUAUUGCAAAUCUUGAAAAAAGUCUUGGAGAGCUACUAAAAAAGUCAGCUGCCAAUUCUGCAACAUUGAAUUCAAUAGAGAAAUCUACAGAGGAUGCUAAAGCGAAAGCAGACGGCGUAAAGAAGGUUCUGGAUGACGAACUUAGUGAUAAAUAUAAGAAAGUUGAAGAUUUGAUAGCAAAAAAAGCUGAGGAUUCCUCAGAAGCCAGAAGGAAAGCAGAGCAACUUCAGAAUGAAGCUAAAGCCUUGUUAUCAAAAGCAAACAAGAAACUGAACUCACUAAAAGAUUUAGAAAAGUCUUAUGAAGAUAACCAAAGAAUAUUGGAAGAAAAAGCCAGAACACUUGUGGCUUUAGAAGAACAAGUUAGGACACUCUUACAAGCCAUCAGCCAGAAAGCUGCUGUAUACAGUACAUGCUUGUAAACCAAAUCAUGACCAUGAAAUGCAAGGACCAACGGGUUUCUAAUUUAUUGGAAGUUUAGUGUGACCCAAGACCUUUUUAUUGACUUUUAUUGAAUAAAAUGAUUUGAGUAAUAACUUUGAAACCAAUGCAGUGUUUUUAAAAUGUCCCAUUUCUGUGUUGCCAUCUGCUAACAGAAGGCAAUCUGCUAUUACUUACUAUUUUAAAGCCAUUAUUCUAGUUGCACUACAUAUAGGAUUUCUUUCACGCUAAUAUUUCUACUAAAAAUACUCAAAGGGAACCUGUCAUGGCAUUUUACUUCCAUUAGUAACAGGUUUUAGAGCAAUCAAUUAACAUUCCACCAUGUCUCUAUAUACUGCCGUGCCUGGGCUGUCAAUCACCUAUGUAACACAGUGACUACUUCUAAAUGCCAUACUGCCUAGGGGACUACUCGCUGGGAAUUUACAUACAGCGCAAGCUUUUUUUAAAAUUUUUUGAAGAUUGUCAUCAUUACUAGACAUAGAAGCAUGGUAGGAACGCUAACUGAUACCUCUAGAACCUAUUAGUAAUGGUUACAGGAGGUAAAAUUUCAUGACCGGUUCCCUUUUAAAAUACCUUUUUGUCCAUUUAUAAAAUAUAAUACACACAUUUUCCUGCACACAAUGAAAAGGUAAUUUCCUAAGGACUAAAAAGAUUACCGAAACAUCACUGUGGCAUAGAAUUUCUCACACGCUGAAUUUUGCCCCAUUGAUAUGGCUUGUUCAUCAUAAGCUGGGCAUGUUUAGGGAGUCUUUACAUUUAAAAUGACUUCUGCAUUUUGUCUUAUUGGUGACCUGCACUAUGUUACAAAAGGAUAUUCAUCUAGAAGAAUAUAUUUAGCCCAAUACUGUAUAUGCAUGCUGCCACAUAUUUGCACAAGGAGCUCUAUCGCACACUUCUAUAGCUAGCAGACUACUGUACACUUUUAUACACUACUAUUGAAUAUUAUAAAUAAAGCACAAACUAUUGCAAGUAUGACAAUGACUCUGUUCACUUCAGAUAUACCUGCUAUGAAAAGUUAAAUAUAAUCAAAAGAGCAGACGACAAAUCUUAAAGGGGUACUCCGGCACUAAACACCUUAUCCCUGAUCAUAAGAGGUUAGAUUGCGGGGAUCCCGCUGCUGAAGACCCCUGCUAUCUCUCCUAUAGCACCCCCGCUUUUCAGCUGCACAGAGCGCAGAUUUCUCUAUGGCAGAGAACGGAGUAUUGUGAUGUCACGGCUCCGCCCCUUGUGACAUCACGUCCCGCCCUCUCAUUGCAAGUCUAUGGGAGGAUGUGAGUUCACCGUAUACCAGUCACAGCCAAAGCGAUUAAACUUUAUUUUAGCUCUCUGCAGCAUCGCAUAAAGUUGUGGAAAACUAUUUCUCCUGAGCUAUUGUGUCCUGGGGC
Molecule: messenger RNA, 6850 nt
Organism: Hyla sarda
Lineage: Eukaryota; Metazoa; Chordata; Amphibia; Anura; Hylidae
Gene: LAMB1
Product: laminin subunit beta 1
Exons: 34
Coding region: 107-5446 (1779 amino acids)
Biological process (GO): basement membrane assembly; cell migration; substrate adhesion-dependent cell spreading
Cellular component (GO): laminin trimer
Molecular function (GO): integrin binding; extracellular matrix structural constituent
Source: RefSeq, a predicted model, not a curated record